This is a messenger RNA of Carica papaya (papaya), 1538 nucleotides long. NCBI's taxonomy places the organism in Eukaryota, Viridiplantae, Streptophyta, Magnoliopsida, Brassicales, Caricaceae. The record is from RefSeq and is a predicted model, not a curated record.
UUUGUAUCCUCGUCCCAUUCUGUCAUAAGGAUACUGAUUCAGUAUAUCCUGCUAACAGGUGGUCUUCAUCCUCAAUCUCUCAACUGUAGUCUAUUGACUCUCUUGAGGCUAAUCCCUUGGACUCAAAAUAUGGGGAAGAAGAAAUUCAUCGACAAGAAAAAAGCUGCAACUUUCCAGUUACUCGCUCGCGACUCUUCCGAUCCUAAUUACAAUGACUCAUCUGGCAGCGACCGUAUCUUUGUGCGAGUCGACAACGGUAACAUCUCGGUGAACAGCUUUUUUAAUGAUGAUGGCGAUGAUGGUAAUGCAAUAUUCUCCGAUGCGCCCGAAGAUAAUGAUGGCGGAAAUGACGAUGAUCGGGUUUUUGGAAAUUCGACUGCGUUUAACGGGGGAAUUGCUGGGCCCGGCAAUGGAACGGGGUUGCCGGAGCAUGUGAGGAGAGAGAUUUUGGAGUUAGGGUUUCCUGAUGAUGGUUAUAAUUAUCUGAUUCACUUAAGAGAGAUUAAGAAUACCGGUGGGGGUUCGGCUUUUUAUCAUAAUCCUAAGGCCAGGCUUGAUCAACUUCCUCAUGAUGUCAAGGCAUAUGACGCCUCUAGAUUGCAGAUUUCUCAUGUGAAAGGCGAUUCUGAUGAGAAAUCCAUUUAUGGUGUAGCCUCCGGAGCCGUUAAUGUGAGGGUGCAGAAAGCUGUUGAUCCUGAUGUGACUGCAUUGCUUGAUGAUAGUGAUUUAUCCAGGUUUGGUUCUGAUGUUGAGGACCUGGAAGAGGAUUUUGUUGUUCAAGCAAAUCUUCCGGAAGAAGGGGGGAAGGAUUUAGAUAUAAGAAACAAGCUCACCUUGGUUGAGGAACUCGAGGCAACCAAUGAAGUAGACUAUCCUACUUUUAGUCGUCAUGACAAUGCCUUUCGCCUUGUUGAUUUGGAUGAAGAAAAGAAACAAUCCACAAGUGCAGGAGAUAAUUUUGCUAGUGAGAAAACAAGAGUUCAUCGUCUUUUGGAUGAGCAAUUUGAUUUGGUGAGACUUUUGUCUACUGACAAAAAAGAAAUAAAGGACGUGUGCAGCUUGAAAAUUGAACCGCUGAAGAGGAAGCCACGUGGGCAGGAGUCAAAAGAUGAGAAGAGAGAGCGAAAGGCUGCCGUAAGGGAGAAACGGCGUGAGGCACUACGAAUUAAAAAAGAAACAAGUGAGCUGUAUAAGGAAACAGCACGACAUGCUCAGAGAGUUGCUGCUAUAUCCGGGCCUUCAUCUAUUCAUCUAAUGUAACUAGGCCAGUUGUGAAUGAUUCUUCCUGUUAAAGCUAAAUACUGAAAUAAGUUUUAUUAAAGUUAAUGUUGAAAUAAGUUUUUGCGUGAAAUUUGAUGUGGGUAAGAAAUAAGUAGUAGAGAAGACAGGCAGUUCUCUGAUUUUUUGAUUGAAACUCUUGCCUUUAUCAUCUUAGUAAGAACAUAUCGUCUGGUAUUGAGGAGAGCCCAAUAUGAAAUAAACAUAAUCCUCAUUUUGAUGGGAUCAAAACAUUUGACCCAUUCAACUUCUUGUCACAA